AUGCCGAACCCCGAAAACUAUACAGUUGGCUGGAUCUGCGCCAUAAGCACGGAGUAUGUAGCCGCAAGGGCUUUUCUUGACGAGAAGCAUGACGGACCCGAAUACGUAUCCCCGAAUGACAAUAACGAUUACACAUUGGGCACGUUUGGAAAACACAAUGUCGUUAUUGCCGUAUUGCCCGACGGCGAGUACGGCACGGCCUCCGCCGCAAUUGUUGCAAGAGACAUGCUGCAUAGCUUUCCCAAUAUCAGAAUUGGUCUAAUGGUGGGCAUCGGCGGCGGUGCGCCAAGCAUGAAGCAUGACAUCCGACUAGGCGAUGUUGUUGUCAGUGCUCCCCGCGAUGGAGAGGGUGGCGUAUUCCAAUACGACUUUGGCAAAACCAUACAAAAUCAAAGCUUCCAAUAUACACAGUUCUUGAACCAACCACCAAUCGUCCUGCGGACUGCGGUGAAUGGACUUAAAGCCUAG
This is a messenger RNA of Trichoderma virens Gv29-8, 468 nucleotides long. RefSeq lists its product as uncharacterized. The record is from RefSeq and is a predicted model, not a curated record. Bases 1 to 468 code for a protein of 155 amino acids. The transcript has a single exon. Gene Ontology annotation, biological process: nucleoside metabolic process. Gene Ontology annotation, molecular function: catalytic activity. Lineage: Eukaryota; Fungi; Ascomycota; Sordariomycetes; Hypocreales; Hypocreaceae.